Messenger RNA from Lotus japonicus, 994 nucleotides. Its product is annotated as lectin 7-like. Bases 54 to 857 code for a protein of 267 amino acids. Gene Ontology annotation, molecular function: carbohydrate binding. The transcript has a single exon. Lineage: Eukaryota; Viridiplantae; Streptophyta; Magnoliopsida; Fabales; Fabaceae. The record is from RefSeq and is a predicted model, not a curated record.
UAAAUAGAAACAAAAUACACUAAUCUUCAUAUCACAAUCAAAAGUUCAUCGCAAUGGCCCUCAACAUCUCAUCUCCUCCAAGUAUCAUGUCUCUGUUCAUGAUCAUCAUGUCCUUCCUCAUCCUGGCUCACAAUGUGAACUCAGCUAAUUUCAACUUCCCCAGUUUUGGGCCAUACACGAACAGCAUCACCUUCCAAGGCGAUGCCUUUGAAACAAACGGUGUUCUGCAACUUACAAAGACAGCAUACGGUGCUCCUCUUCCCAACAGUGCUGGCAGAGCCUCCUAUGCUGGACCAGUGCACCUCUGGGAUUCCAAAACAGGGGAACUUGCUGGGUUCACCACCACCUUCACUUUUAUUCAGGCACCAACUGGUCCAGGUCUUCAUGGAGAUGGAAUCUCCUUUUUCCUUGCACCAUUCAACUCCACCAUCCCGAAAAACUCAACAGGUGGAUUCCUUGGACUCUUCAGCGAGGACUCUGCUUUCAACGCCUACCAGAACCAAAUAGUGGCGGUUGAGUUUGACUCCUUUGGGAACACAUGGGAUCCUGUCUCCUCCCACAUAGGCAUUGACAUAAACUCCAUUGUCUCAGCAACAACCGCGUCGUGGCAGAAUGGGAACUAUGCCAGCGUAUCAUCAGCCUUCGCCACCGUGAGCUAUGAACCUGUUGCCAAAAAUCUGACUGUGGCGGUGAGGCAGGGGAGUGAGAGUGUUCCUUCUGCUAGUCUCUCGUUUGUGGUUGAUCUGAGGACUGUUCUUCCUGAAUGGGUUAGAGUUGGGUUCUCUGGCGCCACCGGACAGCUGGUUGAACAACACAAGAUUUUUUCUUGGAAUUUCAGUUCAAGCUUCACUUAUUAGAGUGGUGCUAUAUAGUACUGUUCCAUGUUGGCCAUAUAAGAUAAAAUUUUAUGGCUUCAAAAUAAAACAUUAUAUGUUUAAUAUUUAUUGCUUAAAAGCAUUUGCAAUGGAUUAUGUGAUCUUAAUUAUUUGUGUGA